UAAGCCCAUGUGGACGUAUAAAUAUUGAUCAUCAGGAGGAUAUAACGCACAUCCGAGUGGCAUUUCUCUGGGGCUUUCAGAGGGAUGCGGGAGAGAUGGAGCAUCCUUCGUGACGUCACGGCCGCCGCAUCAUCCGUGCGCUCAGCCUCCAGGCUCGCGUCCGUCUCUCCGCUCGCCUCCAUCCGUCAAAACACUCCUCGCCGCCUCGGAUCCUGCGUUUUCCCGUGAAAAUGGCCGCGCAGGAGGUGACCGCGCAGCCCGGCGACACUCUGGCGACGCUGAAGACCGAAUCUGAGUCGCUGAAAACAAAACUGUUGGAUGAACGAGCCAAACUGCACGACGUCGAGCUACAUCAGGUGGCGGAAAAGGUGGAGGCUUUGGGUCAGUUUGUCAUGAAGACCAGACGAACCCUGAAAGGCCACGGGAAUAAAGUGCUGUGUAUGGACUGGUGUAAAGACAAGAGGAGAAUCGUCAGCUCAUCUCAGGACGGAAAGGUGAUUGUAUGGGAUGCAUUUACGACUAAUAAGGAACAUGCAGUGACCAUGCCCUGCACAUGGGUCAUGGCCUGUGCUUACGCCCCCUCUGGUUGUGCCGUGGCUUGCGGCGGUUUGGACAACAAGUGCUCCGUGUACCCUCUGUCCCUGGACAAGAACGAGAAUCUGGCGGCCAAGAAGAAAUCAGUGGCCAUGCACACCAACUAUCUGUCUGCGUGCUGUUUCACUAACUCAGAUAUGCAGAUUCUGACCUCUAGUGGUGAUGGCACAUGUGCGCUGUGGGAUGUUGAAAGCGGUCAGAUGCUCCAGAGCUUUCACGGACACGCGGCUGAUGUGCUGUGUCUGGACCUCGCCCCCUCUGAGACCGGAAACACAUUUGUGUCGGGGGGCUGUGACAAGAAGGCGUGCGUGUGGGACAUGCGUACGGGACAAUGCGUCCAGUCUUUUGAGACCCAUGACUCAGACAUCAACAGCGUACGGUACUAUCCAAGCGGAGACGCUUUCGCUUCGGGCUCAGAUGAUGCUACUUGUCGCUUGUAUGACCUGAGAGCGGACAGGGAGGUGGCCAUUUAUUCUAAAGAGAGCAUCAUAUUUGGAGCUUCUAGUGUGGACUUCUCCCUCAGUGGGAGACUGUUGUUUGGUGGAUACAAUGACUACACCAUCAACGUGUGGGACGUUUUAAAGGGAACGCGCGUGUCCAUCUUGUUCGGACACGAGAACAGGGUCAGCACGCUCCGUGUCUCUCCAGACGGAACCGCCUUCUGCUCAGGAUCCUGGGAUCAUACGUUACGGACCUGGGCCUGAUCGUGAAACAUCACUGCGUGUUUCGUCUGGUGUUUGAUUGAAUCUUUUAGGUUUUAGCAGCGUCUCUGGAAUCCAAAAUAUCCACAGACUGGAAUAUUGUGUUAAGUGCAGUAGAGUUUAUGGUACAGAGGGACUGUAGUGCACAUAGACACACACAAACCUUCACUUCUACACUCAGUUCAUCCUGUGCUUGCUAUUAUGGGAUUGUCUCUGUUUCCACGGCUGCAACUACUGCUCCACAGUGAUGCACUAGUUAAUAUGAGCAUAAUAUAAACACACAUAUUACCAGUAAAAUAACGUAUUAUAAACCCUGAUCUAAAAUCAAUCAAAGUACUUCAGGUUGUUUUGGUCGUUGUACUGUAUGAGCUAAAUUAUUUACAAUAAUGUUAUUACUAACCCCUUGAAUGAGACAUGAAGAAAAGGUUGUAUAGCUGACAGGAUAUGUAAAAUAAAGUAAACCGGUUUAGCUAUGCUGUUUCUUAUAAUAUUCUGACUGCCGUUUAAUUAUUACAGCACUAUAGUUCUUCUUUCCUACUGUAGAAAAGUGUAUAUAUCAUUAUGUCAUAUAUGUUGUCUUAUCAAUACAGAUGUCUAUACACUUAAAGCAAAUAAAUGGAUUUUAAAC
Molecule: messenger RNA, 1923 nt
Organism: Triplophysa rosa
Lineage: Eukaryota; Metazoa; Chordata; Actinopteri; Cypriniformes; Nemacheilidae
Gene: gnb5a
Product: guanine nucleotide binding protein (G protein), beta 5a
Exons: 11
Coding region: 231-1298 (355 amino acids)
Biological process (GO): G protein-coupled receptor signaling pathway; G protein-coupled dopamine receptor signaling pathway
Cellular component (GO): cytoplasm; heterotrimeric G-protein complex
Molecular function (GO): protein binding; signaling receptor complex adaptor activity
Source: RefSeq, a predicted model, not a curated record